Messenger RNA from Polistes dominula (European paper wasp), 760 nucleotides. RefSeq lists its product as uncharacterized. The record is from RefSeq and is a predicted model, not a curated record. NCBI's taxonomy places the organism in Eukaryota, Metazoa, Arthropoda, Insecta, Hymenoptera, Vespidae.
AUGGAGAAAGUUACAACGAAAGUAAAAUAUUCUAAUUGCCAAUGUUGUAGAAAUAAUUUUGUUGCUCAAUAUAAGAAAAAACCGCGUGAUCGUUGUAAAAGAAAAAGGCAAACAUUGGUAUUUAAUGUUAACGCUGACGACGAGAUAUGGCACGAACCGUACAUGCAACGUCUUCAAAAAGAAUUCUCGGACGUGUCGAUUUUGUGCGAUUCAAAGAUUGAGUUACCAUGGAAAGACAUUGCGUUACCGACUGUGGUAAGAAAAAUUCGUACGGAUGCCUCGGUCGAUCAUAGUAAAAUUAAAGAACAUGGCGAGGGAAAAACGGAAGUUGAAUACGACGAUGAAAGCAACGUUGUCUCAGAAUCAGAGAAAAAGGAAUCGACUGGCAUUAUGACGUUACCCUGGCACAAUUUAUUGAUCACUAACGUGAUAUCACCUUCGAGAGACUAUGAUCCAACCAGUUAUGAUUCUCAAGUUAAAAUACCAUGGGAAGAUCUUGCUUUGGAUAAACCAGUUGAUAUCCGUGUGCCUUCACCAGACGAGGAAGAUUCCUGUGAGCCCGACGACUUAGAGAUACCCUGGCAAGAUAUUCUCAUACCUCAGAAUAUCAUAAUUAAGUCACAAACAAAAAUAGGAAAUUCUUCCUUUGUUAGAAAGAAAAAUAAGUAGCCCACUCGUUUCUAAAGAAGAUUUCUUUUGUAUUUUACCUUUGAAAUUUUCAUAAUUAUCUUAUAUAAAUCAUCUGUUAUAUUCUACGUAA